Molecule: messenger RNA, 6733 nt
Organism: Rhopalosiphum padi (bird cherry-oat aphid)
Lineage: Eukaryota; Metazoa; Arthropoda; Insecta; Hemiptera; Aphididae
Product: cyclin-dependent kinase 12-like
Exons: 14
Coding region: 570-4292 (1240 amino acids)
Biological process (GO): protein phosphorylation; transcription elongation by RNA polymerase II; positive regulation of transcription elongation by RNA polymerase II
Cellular component (GO): cyclin/CDK positive transcription elongation factor complex; nucleus
Molecular function (GO): ATP binding; cyclin binding; cyclin-dependent protein serine/threonine kinase activity
Source: RefSeq, a predicted model, not a curated record
UUCGUCGGCGAGCGGUCAUCAUUGAUAACUGAUUUUCCGUCGUGUACGUCGCCUCAUUGCCGCAAUAGCAUAGAAAAUCAUUGAUAUACGAAACGCACGAUUAUGCGAAUACACUCGUUUAAUCGUCAAAAUACGACCGAACGCCCGUAACCAAAAACCAAAUGUUGGUGGUUAUCAUCCAGAAUUAUUAUUCUCGUAAUACCGGAAUCACAACGCUAACUCACCAAUAGGCGAAAUCGCAAUAAAACAAUGUCAACACGCGCAAAUCGCGAUCAUAACGUUUUAUAAUACAUUUUUCUGACAUCAGUCAUGUGCUAGUCAAGGCACCUAUACGCUUUAAAUUACGAGAGAUAUAUGAUCCUAAAUACGAUAAUACGCUCGUAUUUGGAUUUUUUUUUCUAUUAACAGUGAACCCUGCAAUUUGAAAUUGCAAUUAUUAUUAUUUUAUUUUUAUUUCAUACGAUUUUUAUUUAAGCAGUCAGAGCAAACCGGGUUUUUCGACUACAACUUAAUGUCAGCUGGAAUACUGAGAUCCCAACAAUCUUAAUGUAAAGAAAACGUAACAAGAAAUGGUUUACAGUAGUUAUAUGCUCCCAGCACUGGUUAGAAAAUGCAGCACAGCAAGCAGAGAAAAAUCUUACCGGAGGACAAAAGAAAAAAAGAACAAGCACAAAUUGAAAUCUAAAUCACACAAAAAGUCUGCUCUAGUUACUUCAAGUAAACAUUUAGUUCAAUAUUCAGAUGUUAGUUCUGAAGAACUUAGUAGUCCAGAGGCAGGUGAAAUACAUAGUGAUUUUGAUGAGAAACAUGGGGUCAUACGUUUAAAACCUCCUCCUCCUACCAGAAUAAUAACUAAUAAUUUUCGAAUUACUACAGUCACCUCACCUAGAAAUCUAUUAGCAGCUUGUUCCCCUAUAAGUAAUCAUUGGGAAUUAGAUCCGGUAUUAGAAAAAUCUUCAAUGUCUACUACUUUCAAUUUAAAUAAUUGUGUAGAUAUGACAUCAGAAGUCUCACGUUUAAAGUACAAAAGAGCUAAAAAAACCAACAAAAAACCUAAAAGCCCUAGCUCAAAAAAGAAAAAAAAGAAGAAGGAUUUAAAACAUAAAUCUGAUGUAUUACCAGACUGUGAUAAUAGUUUUGUGAAGUUUUCCAAAUGUUCUAAUUCGGAAUCUUCCAAACGAAAUGGUGAUUUUAAUGAUCCUGUUAAGAAGCAUAAACCUAUCGAGGUUUCACACACUCCACCAUUAACAAAAUCAGCUCAUAUCAAAAUUUCCAAAGUUGAGGUGACGCAUAAAGAAGAAGAAAAACACAUCAAACAUCAUAGAAAAGAAAAUAAAAGUUGGAUGAAGAGCCCACCAUUAUUAAAUAUAGCAAUAAGGAAAGAAUACAGUCGUACUCCUGAACCUGCAGAUGGUAGAUAUAAUUAUCGAUCUCGAAGUAUUUCAAAACAAAAUAACCGGGACCAUAAAAGACGUAUGGAUGAGUUUGAAAGAUAUGAAACUGAUGAACUCAAAUCUAGUAGGACUCGCGACAAACACGAAAGUAAACAUGAGAAUAAACACGAGAGUAAACACGAAAGGAGUAGAAUACGGAAAACAAAAUCUGAUAAAGAUAGAUCACCAAUACAUAGUCACAGAUUAUCCCGAAGUCCGAUUCGAGAUCGUCGACACCAUGAACACACGAAAAGUUCAAAAGCAAGGUAUUCACGAUCACGUUCCCGUUCCUAUUCUCGUUCCCGUUCACCACAUUCCCCUCAUCAACAGAGACAUGAUCAUCACCAUGCACACCACUCACCAAAACAUAGUCAAAAAUCUCCUCAGCGUAUAACUUCAAAAUCAUCAAAGCACACGUCCCACGUUUCGAGAGCAGUUUCACCUCACAAUUCUCGAUCUUCAAAAAAAUCAAGUCAUGUUCGACCAAAAUAUUCACGUUCUCCAUCUAAAAAUGUUCGUACUCAAAGCAAAUCGCCUUCUCCAGUAAAGGAUUCAAAAUCUACUAAAAAGCAUUCUGAUAGUGAUUCAACUGGAUGUUAUUCUUUAGUCUCCAAGAAAAAAAAAUCUACAAAAAGUCCAGUUAAACAGUAUAAUUCCAAAGUAAAACUUAGUGAAACAAGUCUUUUUGCUGAAUUGGUAAAAGAUCGGCAGAUGCGUGAAUUAGCCAUGAAGUGUUUGACGCAAAUUAGUACUAAGACUGUAGAUGAAAAUGAAGUAGUUGAAAUACAUGAUGAUUCAGAUAAUGAACAAAAUAGUUCUAAUGCUGUUGAUUUAAAUACAAAAUUACACAAAAUUAAUGAAAACGAUGACGUUGAUUCUUGUGUAAUAAUAGAAAUAUCUGAAAACAGUCAAAUCUCUAAACCUAAAGUUGAAAUUUCUAAUACACAAUUAGUUAAUUCACCAGCUAUAGAAAUACCUCCAAAAAUUCAAGCAGUUCCUUUAAAAAAUCAAAGUCCAUCUAUCAUAAAAUUAGAGAUCAUAGAAAAUGGAAUUGAACAUUCUUUAGAACCUAAAGUAUCAUUAACUCCAAAAAUAACACCACCUGAGAAAAAAUUAGAAGUAAUAGAAAAUAAAGAUUUAUCAAAAAUGCCAUUGCCACCUGUUUUUCCAAUACUUGACGAAACAUCUCCAGAUUCAGAAUUCAAGAGUUCAAAAAAAAGCAUUAAAGAUUUACCUUUACCACCAGGACUUAUUCAAAAUGCCGAUAAGAUAGAUGAUGAUAAAAAUCUUUCUUUGUCAGAAAUCGUAUCAAAUCCUUUACCUGAUUGUCAACAAAGCGCAAUUAAAAGAUCAAUUAUGUUGGGCUUAGGAUCAGGGUUUCCACAAAGUUUUUCAUUCACUUCAAAUAUGGAAAGGCCCUCUCGUCCAUUAGAUCCAAAUAUUAAGAUUAAACGACCCAAGGUACUAUAUCGAAGACGGAGCACAAAAUCUGCUGCAGCUAAUAACCCUAUUGAUUGGGGAGAGCAGUGUGUUGAUAUGUUUGAAGUGAUAAAUCAAAUAGGUGAAGGAACGUAUGGUCAAGUUUACAAAGCAAAAGAUAAAACUUCAGGUACAUUUGUAGCAUUAAAAAAAGUUCGACUUGAAAAUGAAAAAGAAGGAUUUCCAAUAACUGCUGUUCGAGAAAUAAAAAUUUUACGGCAAUUAAACCAUAAAAAUAUUGUAAAUUUAAGAGAAAUUGUAACUGAUAAACAAGAUGCCCUUGAUUUUAAAAAAGAUAGAGGAUCAUUUUAUUUAGUAUUUGAAUACAUGGACCAUGAUCUUAUGGGUUUAUUAGAAUCUGGAAUGGUUGACUUUAAUGAAACACAUAAUGCAAGUAUUAUGCGACAAUUGUUGGAAGGUUUAAAUUAUUGUCAUCGUCGAAAUUUUCUUCAUAGAGAUAUCAAAUGCAGCAACAUCUUAAUGAAUAACAAAGGUGAAGUAAAGUUAGCUGAUUUUGGUCUAGCUAGGUUAUAUAAUGCUCAAGAUAGACAACGACCAUACACUAAUAAAGUAAUAACACUCUGGUAUAGACCACCUGAACUAUUACUUGGUGAAGAGAGGUACGGAACUUCAAUAGAUGUUUGGUCAUGUGGAUGUAUUUUGGGAGAAUUAUUUUUAAAAAAGCCUUUAUUUCAGGCCAAUGAAGAAAUGAUGCAAUUAGAAACUAUAUCUCGUUUAUGUGGUAGUCCAACACCUGCUGUAUGGCCUACUGUGAUUAACUUGCCUUUCUGGCAUUCGUUAAAAGCUAAAAAAGUACAUCGACGUCGUUUACGUGAAGAAUUUACUUUUAUGAAUGAUAGUGCCUUGGAUCUUUUAGAUCAUAUGUUAGAAUUAGAUCCCAGCAAACGAAUUACUGCUGAUAAAGCUUUAAAAUGCAAUUGGUUAAAAAAUGUUCAACCUGAUAAAAUGGACGUGACAGCACUACCAACAUGGCAAGAUUGUCAUGAGCUUUGGAGCAAAAAAAGAAAAAGAGAUCAAAGAGUACGAGAAAACCAGUCCAAAACUAACGAAUCUAGUGAACCAGCUGGAGGAAUUCCAGCUGAUCUACCAAAUAAUAAUAAUGAAAAUAAUUUAGCUGAUAGUUUUAAAUCGACCAUUGAAAAUAAUACUAAUGAAGCAGAAAGUGAUAUAGUAGCAGCACUUGCCAAUAACAAUUCAAUAAAAUCUGAUAUUGAUUCUGAAAAUCCUAAUAACAAUGUGGAAAUAGAUGAGGUGACUAGUACAACUGUUGACGUAAUUGAUGAUGUAAAUCUAACUCCACCUAUCAACGAUUUUAACCCAUGCUUAAACACUUUCCUUCCAAAAACUGGUGGAUUCUAGGUCUUUUAAUAUAUAUUUUUUUAAUUUUAUUAAUUGUCUACACUCAUAAUGGAUUUAAUUAUUAUUACAUAUAUUUAUAUACAUAUAUGUAUUAUGUAGAGUUUUUUCCCGUUUUCCUGUAUUAGUUUUAUGGGAAAAACUGGUAUAUAUAUAUAUAUAUAUGUGUAUUUUAGAUUUAUAAUAUGUAUAAUAAUUUUUUACUCGUUAUUACUUAAUAUUAUAAAAAGAUAACUAUAUGUUUAUUAUAUUUUUUUCUUAGAAAUGAUAGUUAUAUAUUUUUACAUUCAAUUUGGACACGCGUACAAUUAAGUUUAAUUUAAUGUUUUGUGUUGUAAAAAAUCCUUCAAUAUUUAUCCUUGUAAAAUUAUAAAUAUGUGUAAUUAAAUUAUUACAAUUGAAUUGUACCCUGAAAAAAUUUAUUUUACAAUGAAGCAAUCAUAUAACAACCAAACAAAUGUUUUUUGAUUCUUUAAUUGUUUUUUUGAAUAAAAAAUAAUUUACAAAAUUACUCAAUCGAAAAUCUUCAACUUUCAUAUUUGUCGAACAUAAUUAUACAAUUAAACUCAUUUGAAUGAAUUAUAAAUCUUUAGUACUGAUAUAAAAAUUUAGUUUUACCAUAAAAAUUGUUUGCCUUAAUUUAUGAGUGGUCAUACGUUCUAUACAAUCAACCAGAUUAUAUUAAUGUAGAUUUUUAAUCAAAUUAUCCUAAUUAUUAGCUGUUAAAUGUGUUAGUUUAUUUUUAACAUUAAUGAAAAAAAUAUUAUUAAAUGCCUAGGCUUAUUUAGAUUUUCAUCUAUUCAUACAUUUGAUAUGUUAUUGUUAUUAAAUACCUAAUCAACUUAUAGCAAUUGUUCAUCAGGGUAUUAAUUAAUAUUGAACUUGCUGUAGCUUUUUUUUCUCGAUAAAUUUUAUUUAUUUUAUAAAUUAGAUUUAGUUCUAAUAUUAGCUUUAAGUAGUUGUAUGUUUAAUUAUAUCAUCAUUAUGUACUGAUACAAAUUGUAAAUAUUUUUGUUAGAUCUAUUACUUGAACUGUUCAUUUGUGGUAGAGUAUAAUAUACUAUAUUAUACAUAUACAUAUUAUUAUAUAUUAUAUUUUUUGAAUGAAAGGUAUUAUUGUUUCAAUUUUUUACAGUAAGUAGUAUUAAGAGAAAAAUGUUUAAGCUAAAAUGACUUGAGAAAAUAAUAUUUUGCGAACAAUUAGUUCAAAUUUAUGCUUGAUGUACUUGUUGUUAUGUGUGUAUAAUAUUGUAUAUUUUUUAAUAUAACAUUAAAAAGAACUAAAAAAAUAUUUCUAAUUUUGUUCUCUUCCACAAAUUUUGGGAUUAGUUUGAGGGUGUAUUUAAUUUUUGAGAGAAGUAUAAUAUGUCAUUCACAAUGAUGUUCUACUCAAUUUUUAAAUCAUAAUAUAUUGUUGGAAAUGUAGACAGGUAAAUUAUUGAAAUGUUUUUUUUUUCACUUCAAAUAAAAAAAAAAAAAUUAAAUAUUAUAUUAAUUUUUAAUCAACAAUUUGAAAUAUAAUUGAUGCAUUUGUUCAUUAAUUUUAUUUUAAUAAAUUAAAUUUGAAUGUAUUUGUCAUGAUUAUUUUUUGUUUUGCGACAAGUAUUAAUUUCUGUUUUAGUCAACUCGCUUCUUUAUUUCAAGAGACUGGAAUUAUAUGCAUUUAUCAGAUUAUUUUGGUGUACAAAAUUUAUUCGGUUUGAAAUGCCUAUUACUUAUAUCACACUGAAUUUCAGCUGAAACACCAAAUUUUAUUUCAUAUAUUUAGAGGAUUGUUCCAUAUUGAUUAAUAAAUGCAUAUUUGACAAGAAAUAAUUAAUAAAUCAACAUAUUAAAUUUAAAAGAGAACUUUUAUACAUUUUAAAACAAAAUAUUCUCUACAAGUAUUGUAAAAAUGUCUACAUCUGUAAUACAAACAGUAAAUGUUCUUGUUGGAAAAUUAGUUAAUUCAUGCUAAUAUUAAAAGUUCAAGUCUUUUGUAAAUUAAUUUUUUAUAUUUUACAUAAAUACUAUAACAUUAUAAUCUCAAAAUUAAUUAUUUUAUACAUUGUAAACUAUAUAAUAUAAUGAUGAAAUAGCAUGUAUAAUAGGAACUGUUUGUAAUGACACUGGUUAUAAUAAAUUAAAGGUUUUUGCAAAACUUUUAUAUUGUAUGUAUUAAUCUGUAAUGAUUUUUAUGAUGUGUAUUUAAUGACAGUAGGGAUGUUAUGAUGGUUACUUUUGGUUAAAUUAGAAAAUAUGUAUGAAUACCAAAGUAUAAUUUUUAUACAAAGUACAAACUAAGAUAACAAUUUUUUUUUAAUAUAAUGUAAAUUUAAUUUUUAAUAAUAAUUCUUUUAAUUUGUUUUUGUUUUGUAAGUCACAUUUCAGUGAUAAAAAAAUAACACAUUAAUUAAUUGUAAAAUAAUAUUAUGUUCAUAUAAAUAUAUAAUUGAGUUUUUCAA